GUAUACCUUACAAGCCCUAAAACAUUUAUCCAAGAAACAGAAAAAGAAAGUGGAAAAUCCUAGAUCUUGCAACUGCGGCGGCGGGGGCGGCGUCGAGGAAAGAAGAGGAGGGAGCGCGCUGCUUUUGGAGAUGGAGGUGGCAGGAGAAGCCAAAGAGAGGGCCGGCGGAGAAUCCGCGGAGCGCCGCCGCAAGGAGGCCAAAUCCUCUUCUGGGAUCUACGACGAUUCAGCCACGUCGGAGCAGAUCGCGGGGAACGAAGACGACAACUCAAUGGAUCAUUACGGGGAGCUGUUCCUGCCCGAGUACUUGACGGACGAGGAGAUUAUUCAAGAGUACCGUAUAGGCUGGGAAUGCCGGUGCUAUGGCAUGUUCGGCGGCUUCAAAGAUGAGACGACGAUCAAGAGCAUGCUGACCACAUACAAAACCAUCCCACAUGCUUUGGUCUCCCACACCUUGCAAGUCUACUCCAUCAAAGUCGAGAAGCCGAAACUCGGGUGGCCACUUCGUGUCUAUGGCAUGGUUGCUGCCCGAGACCAUGUGGAUUAUAAUCGCAACUUUCUCUUCAAUCGCACAAGCGAUAACUGCCAAAUCAUUACUGCAGAUGAGCCCUACUUGACGCUGACUGGCCCCUCUGGCGCAAUUCUGUCCCUUGAACCUGUUGACUUUGAAGUUGAUCUUAAGUUUAAGAGAGGGUCUGGAGAUGGAAAAGCAUUGAUCAACCAAGUCCUCCGAUACCAACGGAGCCCCGGUCCUUUCGGUACAAUCUUGGACAACAACCUUUGCACCAUAAGAUUGCAUUGUAAGCAGCUUGGGGAAGCAGCCGAGGCCACCAUCCUGAGUGUGCAAAUUAUGGGUCAUGGCCUGGUCGAUCUGCAGGGAAAGUUUUUUGCCACGGUGUGGCCUUCCCCCUUGAAGAAUUUGUGUUGCUUGCUUUUCCAGACGGAGAUAAUCCGCCGAUGGAUCAAGAUGGUAACAUUCGUCUGUCAAGGCGUGUUGUUUCUGUAGAUGUGAACCAAAACUUCCAAGUUUCUGUACAGGCCUACUCUGCAUGUGGUAGCUUGAAAGUACCCAUUGCAAUAGGUGAUGCUGUGUUCGAAUCCAAAAAGGACAGCGGCGUAACAGAGAAAGAAUGUGACAUUGGUGCUAGCUGCAGGGUCAAGAUUAAAGUGGCUUGGUCUCUCCUUAUUUGGUCGAAGCGUCUACUCCAGGGUUAACAUUAAAGUGGCUUGGGCUACUCCAUUCAGAAAUAUCCUUCCUUCCUUGCUCUAAUGAAACCAAAUGUGUCAUAUGUUCUUGCUGGCUGGAAGAAGAAUAUGCAGUCUUUCCUAUGGUCUAUUAACUAGUUCAGCUAUCUGUAGUGUCAUGAGCUGGUUGUUAUGGGAGAUGAUCUUGGACCCGGAAGUCGUGUCUUGUGAAACUAAUUUAAAUUGUGUCAUGUGAGAUGUUACGGCUACUUCUGUAUGGAUGUCAUGUGUGCAAAAUAUCAGUUAUUUAUGUA
Triticum aestivum (bread wheat) is the source of this 1499-nucleotide messenger RNA. RefSeq lists its product as uncharacterized. The coding region runs from base 131 to 1006 and encodes 291 amino acids. The record is from RefSeq and is a predicted model, not a curated record. Lineage: Eukaryota; Viridiplantae; Streptophyta; Magnoliopsida; Poales; Poaceae. The transcript has 3 exons.